Messenger RNA from Cricetulus griseus (Chinese hamster), 2823 nucleotides. NCBI's taxonomy places the organism in Eukaryota, Metazoa, Chordata, Mammalia, Rodentia, Cricetidae. The record is from RefSeq and is a predicted model, not a curated record.
GGAUGGAGAAAGGAAAAGUAUGAGUGUUGAAAGGACAUUCAGUGAAAUAAGUAACACAGAAGAACAGUACAGCUUAUGCCAGGAGCUAUGCACUGAACUUGCUCAUGAUCUCCAGAAGGAAGGACUGAAGGGGAGAACUGUUACUAUUAAGCUGAAGAAUGUGAAUUUUGAAGUGAAAACUCGUGCGUCUACAGUCCCGUCCACUCUUUCUACUGCAGAAGAAAUAUUUGCCAUUGCUAAGGAACUGCUGAAGACAGAAGUGAACGUGGCUUCUCCACACCCCCUGAGGUUAAGGUUGAUGGGUGUUCGGAUGUCUACUUUUUCCAACAAAGAUGCCAAGAAGCACCAACAAAUGGGCAUCAUUGGCUUCUUACAAACUGAACAGCAUGCUUUGUCAUCUCCUGGGUGUACUGCAGAAAGAACCGACAAAACUGAGUUUGUAAAGCCUUUAGAAAUAUCUCAUAAGAAGAGUUUCUUUGAUAAAAAGCGAUCAGAAAGGAUCUCAAACCAUCAAGACACACCCAGAUGUGAAGUUGUGGAUCAGCAAGCUUUACAGGCCUCACAGCCAUUCCAAGCUUUAAAGAAGAUGAGUGAGAGUUUGGAAACAUUAGAGAAUUCACGUAACUGUCAGACAUUCACGUGUCCAGUUUGCUUUAGGGAUCAGGAAGGUGUCAGUCUGGAAGCCUUUAACGAACAUGUAGAUGCAUGUCUUGAUGGACCAUCCACCAGUGAGAAAUCGAAAAUGCCUCCUUCCUCAUAUGCUUCCUCAGCAGUUGCUGGCCAGAAGGAAGAUGUGCACCAUUCUAUCCCACUAUGUGAGCAACGGGAUUGUGAAGAUGGAGAGGUCACGUCAGCAGAUGGUGUAGAUCUGGAGGAGACUGAAGACAACUCAUUGAAAGCAGCAAGUAUGGACACUUCAGGAGCUAAUCACAGCAAAGAGGAACAUUCUGAUACUCCAAACCAGUCUUGUCCUAUUUCACUGGCAAAUGAAGCUGAAGCUGUCAGAAUAUUAAGUGAGCAAGAAUCCAUCCGGCCCUGUACAGAUGAGAUAGUAACAGGACAAGCUCUAGUUUGUCCUGUUUGUAACCUAGAACAGAAGACUUCUGACCUUACCCUCUUCAAUGUGCAUGUGGAUAUUUGCUUAAAUAAAGGCAUUAUCCAAGAACUGAGGAAUAAUGAAGUUAAUUCAGUUGGCCAACACAAAGAAAGCUCCAGAAAUACUGGCAGACUUCAGAAGGCUGCAGGAAGGACAAAAAGGCGGAGACAGAGGACAAAGUGGUCUACAUCAAAGAAAACAAAACCCCGAAGUCCCAGACACACCCUUGAUAUGUUUUUUAAAUGAACUUUGAACAUUUUAUCAACAUUCUUAUUGAAAUUCUUAGUUUUAUAACCAGUGUAUUUAGCCUUCCUCAUUUUUAAGAUUCAUCUAGGGAAGACAAGUGCAAUAUUACCUCCUCAUAUGACCUUUUUAAGGAAUGUAGACUGCAUAUUAACUUAUUUCUUUAUAUUUCCCUUAAUAACCAUAAGAUUUCAUUUCCAGUGUACAUCAGUUGGAAAUCAGUCAUGUUAAAGACAGCUUUAAAAUGAAAGUAAAAGGGGAGGUCAGAAGAUGAUGUAUUAUUUUAUAAUGAGCAUAAAAUACUUACGGAGUCUGAGUUGUGUGCACUAGUUGCAGCAUGAGCAUCUCAGUGCUUAGCCGCCGUGGUGCCAUUGGAUGCUGCUGUACUUGCUCUUGUGUCUAAUUUAAGUGUUCUGUGAGCAUUUGUAGUUAGAUUUAACCAUGAGGUCUAUGAAGAACAUUGGUUUAACAGAAAUAGCAACGGGUACACGUGUUACCUUCAUGAAAGCAAUGCACAGUAUUAUCUGUGUUUGAAGGACUUGUUCAAACUAUUGUUAGUUGUUUUUCCUUACAAUUCUUUUACCUUACAAAUAAGCACUUGGUUCACAUAAAGAAAUCUUUAGUACACAAUUCAAAAUAGUUUGUUUUUUAACUCAGUAACUUUAAAUAGCAGUAUUUCUUUUCUUGGUAAAUGUAUUUAACUUUCUACAAAUCUGUAGUAGACAAGAUAAGUUGUGUUGUCACUUGAUUUUCAUUCUACUCUUUAAGAGAAAAUGUGCAACUCAGAAGAUGCAUGCCUUAGAAAGCAUAGCACUGACCUCAGUGACAUGCCUGUCACACCUUUGUUAACAUUUGUGAAAGAAGAAAGAUUUGCAGCAGUUAAGGAGUUGCUCCAAACAUGGUGCCACCCACAAGUUCUUAUCAAAAAUCCCCUUUUGCUACUGCUUUAAGAACUAAAUCUUGCCAGGAGGUGGUGGUACCUUUAAUCCCAGCACUUGAAAAUCAGAGGCAGGCUCUGAGUUGGAAGCCAGCCUGGUCUACAGAGUGAAUUCCAGGACAGUCUGGUCUACACAGAAACUGUGUGUCAUAAAAGCAAAAAAAGGGAAAAAGAGAACUGAAUCUUUUUUCUUAUAGUUUGAUCUUUGAAUAUCUUAGUGCAUUUAGAGUAGACAAAUAUUUGAGGGAUACCUUCCUUAGGGCAAAGCCUUUGCCACAGUUGUAACCUGACUUUUAAUUACCAGCCUGUUCAUAGAUGAGCUGAAAGCUUACUGACGUGCCAGUCCCUUACCUGAUUGUCCUCACCAUGACAGUUCCAAAGCUGUGGUGUUUUGGUUAUUGAUUGUGAUUUACUUAUGUAAAUUAUUUAUAAAAUUCAGUGAAACUGAUUUAAUGUAUUAAAAAGUAGAUAUUAUUGUAUUUAUUGUUUUCUCCCAUCUGAAAUUUAUUUUUAUUGUUUUCCACAUUAAAUAAUAAAUUAUUUUCAA